Messenger RNA from Zalophus californianus (California sea lion), 5167 nucleotides. It is a transcript of the gene ING3, whose product is annotated as inhibitor of growth family member 3. The record is from RefSeq and is a predicted model, not a curated record. Gene Ontology annotation, cellular component: NuA4 histone acetyltransferase complex. Gene Ontology annotation, biological process: regulation of DNA-templated transcription. The coding region runs from base 462 to 1646 and encodes 394 amino acids. Lineage: Eukaryota; Metazoa; Chordata; Mammalia; Carnivora; Otariidae. The transcript is spliced from 12 exons.
GGAAGCCAACCAGACGUCCCAUUUCUAUUUUUAGCAGUGGAUACUAAGGAUAAAUUCCAUCAAAGAGUUCUGUUUUAAACAAUCCAAGUCGCCCGAACUUUGUUGAUUAUUCUAGCGUCAGAACACUUUCUCUUUGCUUAGCACUACUUGAAAUCUAUGACUCACAAACGCCAGGGCAUGGAAUCGUAGCAGUAAAGAACAGGUGAAAAGUUGUUCCUAGUUAUGUUCUGCAGGCGCAUACAACUCCCGUCGUUCCCUGUGCAAAAAUCAACAAAUAAACAGAGCCACCGCAUUUCAGAUUCUCUUGCGCACCGUUCGCAAGGACGACUGGUUUUUGUAGUUUCUACCUGAGCGGGUGCUGCUAGCGGAGGCGCCAUAUUGGAAGGGACAAAACUCCGGCGACAGCGAGUGACACAAAUAAACCCCUGGACCCCCUCGUUCCCCCAGCUCUAAGGGCCGCGAUGUUGUACCUAGAGGACUAUCUGGAAAAUGCAAUGGAUCAACUAGAACAAAGAGUCAGUGAAUUCUUUAUGAAUGCAAAGAAAAAUAAACCGGAGUGGAGAGAAGAACAAAUGGCAUCCAUCAAAAAAGAUUACUAUAAAGCUUUGGAAGAUGCAGAUGAGAAGGUACAAUUGGCAAAUCAGAUAUAUGACUUGGUAGAUCGACACUUGAGAAAGCUGGAUCAGGAACUGGCUAAGUUUAAAAUGGAGCUGGAAGCUGAUAAUGCUGGAAUUACAGAAAUAUUAGAGAGGCGAUCUUUGGAAUUAGAUACUCCUUCACAGCCAGUGAACAAUCAUCAUGCUCAUUCACAUACUCCAGUGGAAAAAAGGAAAUACAAUCCAACUUCUCACCAUACAACAACAGAUCAUAUUCCUGAAAAGAAGUUUAAAUCUGAAGCUCUUCUAUCUACGCUUACAUCAGAUGCCUCUAAGGAAAAUACAUUAGGAUGUCGAAAUAAUAAUUCUACAGCCUCUUCCAACAACGCUUACAAUGUGAAUUCCUCCCAACCUCUGGCAUCCUACAAUAUUGGUUCGUUAUCCUCAGGAACUGGUGCAGGGGCGAUUACCAUGGCCGCCGCUCAAGCAGUUCAAGCCACAGCUCAGAUGAAAGAGGGACGAAGAACAUCAAGUCUAAAAGCCAGUUAUGAAGCGUUUAAGAAUAAUGACUUUCAGCUGGGAAAAGAAUUUUCAAUGCCCAGAGAAGCGGCUGGCUAUUCAUCAUCUUCAGCACUUAUGACUACAUUAACACAGAACGCCAGUUCAUCAGCAGCCGACUCACGCAGUGGGAGAAAGAGCAAAAACAACAACAAAUCUUCAAGUCAGCAGUCGUCAUCUUCCUCCUCUUCCUCUUCCUUGUCAUCAUGUUCUUCUUCAUCAGCCGUCGUACAAGAAAUCUCUCAACAAACAACAGUAGUACCAGAGUCUGAUUCAAACAGUCAGGUCGAUUGGACUUAUGACCCAAAUGAACCACGAUACUGCAUUUGCAAUCAGGUAUCCUAUGGCGAGAUGGUGGGCUGUGAUAACCAAGAUUGCCCAAUCGAAUGGUUCCAUUAUGGAUGUGUUGGGUUGACAGAAGCACCAAAAGGAAAAUGGUACUGUCCACAGUGCACUGCUGCAAUGAAGAGAAGAGGCAGUCGGCACAAAUAAAGGUGGUCGUUUCAUUUGAGGAAGAAAAUACUUCAACUAAACAUUUUAUAUAGGACUUGAAAAAAGAAGAAAAGAGAAAGAAGACACAAUGCAUUUCCAGGCAACCACUUCAAGGAUUUACACAGACAAUCCUGUAAGAUCUUGAACUUGAAUUUUAUGGGUUGUAUUUUAAUAAUGUAAGUAAAUUAUUUAUGCACUCCUGGUGUGCUAUGAAUAUUAUUCCAGUUAGCCUUGGAUUAUUUCAGUGGCCAACAUAUGCAGACAUUUGUACUCAACCAUUUUCUCAAAGUAAUGGGCAUUCUAUAAUUUAGACUUCAGAGAAUUCCAACGAUGAAGAUUUUAAGAAAAGUAUUUUAUAUUCAACAGGUAUGUUCUGCUGCAUGUACUGUACUCCAGAGCUGUUAUGUAACACUGUAUAUAAAUGGUUGCAAAACAAAAAAAAAGUCAGUGCUUCUAAAAAGAAUUUAAGAUAAUGGUUUUUCAAAUGCCUUUAUAAUAAGCUUUGUUUCUUUGUGAAACUAAAUUCAGCAGGCUGAAGGAAAUGGUUCAUGUGAUAAAGUGGGCUGGUGUCCUCUAGAGUACCUGGGUACAUAAACAGAAACUCCUGUAGGUAAAAAUGAAUCUGUGCCAUUAGUCUUUAUAUGUUUCUGCAUCCAGAUAGAGUGCAGUUCAUGGGGGGGAGGGGGGGACAUGGGAGGGGCUGAAAGGGAAAGGGUGUUAAAGUGAUACAUUUUUAUACCAAAUGUGUUUAUUUUUUUGUGCAAGUAAUCCUUAAAAUUGGAAUUGUAUUAGGUGUUAAAAUAAAGUUUUUAAAAAAUUACUUGUAUUUAUACUUUACACACUAUUAAUAAGGAAAAUUUCUUAAUUCCAAUUAACUUCCAGUUUUCAUAAUCUAAAAAGGACAGAGUCCCAGGACACACAAUGCUGUGUAAUCUGUGAUUUCUUUAACCGUGCUUGGCAUUUGUGACGUGAAAAUAAGGGAAAGACAUUUUUAAUGUAAAUUUGAAAUGCAAAUGUAUUUUUCUAGAACAUCUCUCUGGCUUUUCCUUCAGUCUAAGAGACAUGAAAGAAGUCUAAUUAUGGUAGAUAAAAUGAAAAUAAUGGUAAUAGAUGUUUUGACUUGAGGCAGUGUGGCCAAUUUAAGUAAAGAGACCUCCUGGAUUGGAGCUUAAAAUUCAGUUCUAUUUUGGAUACUACCACUUACUGGUAUGAUAGUUAAUUCAAAUUUUGAAUCACUCUGGGCCUUAUUAAACCAGGGUGAUGCUGGCUGCAGGAUGUCUGUAAUCACUCUUAAGGUUUUAUUCUAUAGGUGCUAUUUAAAUUAAAAUUUUGCGUAGUGGAGGUUUUAUUUCAGGUAUACUAUCAAGUCAGGUUGGUAGAAAAAUCCUUAAAACUUUAGAAAUACUUAUUACAUCAUUUCUUUUAUGUUGAAACUUACUGGGUCCAUUAGAUUUCUGCUUUAAUCAAAACCACUUAUGAGCCUCUCAGAACUUAUUCAGAAGACUAUAAAAUCUAUGCAAUGCUACCCAAAGGGUAUGGAUUAGAUAGGGGAUUUCUUUUAGCUUCACAAAUCCUCAGUUCUGAGCUGUUGCAGACUGAUUUUAUAGCUGGAGAGCCCAUAAAACAAAGUUGGUUUGUUUGUGGGUAUUCACAAUUUCACAAUAUCAUGAGUAUCAUGAUUCCGUAACACUCAGUAUUUUCAUGGAGAUUUUAUAAACCUUUAAGAAAUAAUAUAUAACAUAGCAUUCACUUAGCUUUAAUGCACGUUGCCUGGAGAUGCUCUGUGGUAUUGUUUAAUCUUCUAAUUAUAUAUAGUGACUUUUCCAAAUUCAUUUUCUAGGAAUUGGUCAAAGGAAAAAGCCUUAUGUACAGCCUUAUUUUAAGAGAAAGUUCCUUGUCUGAGUCAGGAACAUCCCUAUUUCCAGCUGCUACAGCCCCUUCCUGUGUGAAUUCCACUGCUUACCAAAUCACUUAGAAAACAUUUGACCAAAUUUAACCUCAAACAUCGACUAUUUUAUGAAGCCUCUGUAAAGAAGCAAACCAAAAUUUUGUUCACUUAUUUAGUAAUUGGUGGAACUUGUUAGUAUCUUGAGAUAUUAUAUAUAUAUGUAUACACACACACACACACACACACACACACACACACACACACACACACGGGCCAAACAUGGAACUACCUCCUCAAAAAAAAAAAAAUGUGGCCAACUAUUAAUAUUCUUUGAGACAUUUACACCAAGGGGUGGGAUAAGCAUUUUUGCUAUUACAAAAUACCAAUAAAUCUUUGUUCUGUAAAACUCAUGUGACAACUGGUGACACAAAAAAAGUCCAAAUGUGGGUUCACAAUUUAUAGGUGGUGAAAAUUGAGGCCUUACUGCUGUGGAGUGUACAUUAAAAUGUUCAUGGUGACACAUUUGAAGCAAUAAAUGGCUUAAUUAAAUGCCUAAAUGAAGCUGAGUGUUUGAUAAACAUACAGUCAUUCUUGUUAAGGGCAGUUCAUUUUUUUGCUCUUUUCUCCUUUAAAGCAGAUUCCACAUACUUCAAAUUUUUAACCGUAUUUGGUUUGUGCAGUCUUAGUGCCCUUUGUCCUUUGAUCUCAGAAAUGGGCUUGUUGAUCUAAUUAAUUAUAUUAAUCUUGGAAAAAACAAAUGUCUGAUACACUUGGGUUGUGAGAGGUGAAAUAUCUGUGUAGACAUUGCAGUGUUUUCCUUCAACUCAUAUUUUUAAAAGAAAUCUUUAACGAAUGGGUUUUAAGAGAAAACGAAUACCGUCAAAAGCAUUUAUUUUUAUAAUUUUACAAACACUGAGCACCUAGAUGUUGAACCUGCAGAGGAAGGUAUUUGGGUGUGGGUGUGGGAAGGACAAGCGUGUUAAGUAAUUGCGGCACUUGGAAGGGUGCUGUGAUAGGCAGAUGCACAAAGCACUGUGAGGACACUGGGAGACUUCACAGAGGAGGUUUCCUUUGAACAGAUUCUUUAAAGACACACGAAGUAGGGAAGGUUUUUCAAGGCUAGGGAAGGUUUUUCAAGGCAAGAGACUGUUCAAGGGCCACGUACACUCUGGUAACUUACAAGUACUCUGGCAUGAGUGGACGUCCAGUAGGGAGAUGGAAGUUCAGAGAAUAAAGCCAGAAAACUGAGCAAGAGUCUAAACACAAGCAUUUUACACUGUGUCAUAGAAUUACUUGUUAAGGAGAGUGGUGGUGGCCUUUAACAUAUUGUUGGCUAAAUACAUUCUGAUUAUUUUUACAGUUUAAUGAAACUAUAGCACUUUUCUUAUUUUAAUGUAGGGAUAACAAAACUAGUCUAUAACUUGGAAAUUGCUAAAAAAAUAAUUCUAAAUUUAAGGUGAAUCUUCUAGUUUUAAAAACUACAAAUUAGAAUUGCUAGUGAAGAUUUUUUUGUUUUCCUUAUUUAGAUGAUAAAAUCUACAUUACCCAGACUGUAAUUUCUAACCCACGAUCUUAAUAUUCAUGAUUUGAUUCUGCUACAGAAAAAUAAAGUUUAAAGUGAUAUAAACAUGAA